AGAAGGAGAAACUCCGAGGGAGGGAAAAGGUCAGACGCGGGGGGUUUAUCGUAUUGCAGAAAUAAAAAGAGAUUUUGUUGUAGGUUGCAGACCUAACGGUUUAGUCAGUCAGGGAGACGUCAAAAUAAAGCUGUGUACAAUUCUUAAUCAUAACUUGGAAAGGAAUACGUUGAAGGUUAAAUUAAUAGGACUGUUAGAAGACAAGUAGGCUAUUUGUAUAUUUAGGAUUUGGUAGAUUUUUUAAGGUGAAGACCGGACAGCCUUUUGGAUCGUGUGUAACUUGUGAAGUAACGUCAGGAUGCGCGUCUGCCCGCUGUUUUUCCUUCUCUGCGUCCUGCGCGUCGGGUGCGCUCAGAAAUUCUCCGCGCUGACGUUUCUGCGGGUGGACCAGGAUAAGGAGUGUAACAUGGAAUGUACCGGUGGUCAUCGGAAGCCCCUGUGUGCCUCGGAUGGGAGAACCUUCACGUCACGCUGCGAGUUCCUCCGUGCCAAGUGCCGGGACCCCCAAUUGGAGGUCAUCCGAGGGCCGUGCAAAGAUACGUCUAGAUGUGUUGCAGAGAAGAAGUACACAGAGCAGCAGGCCAAGAAGCUCUUUCCUCAGGUGUUUGUCCCUGUCUGUAACCCUGACGGCACCUACAGCGAGGUGCAGUGUCACAGUUACACAGGUUACUGCUGGUGUGUCACCCCAAACGGGCGUCCAAUCAGUGGCUCAGCAGUGGCCAAUAAGAAGCCCCGAUGCCAAGGGUCAAAGCAAGAGAGAGCCAGUACUAGAGAACCAGGGAAAGCAGUUUCCUUGCAAAUCUUCUCAAUUCUUAAUGCAGAUGAGUCCACUGGUCUGGUAGUGGAGACUCAGUCCCAGACAGAUGAGGAAGACAUAAUUUCUCAGUACCCCACACUGUGGACAGAGCAGGUCCGCAGCAGACAGAACAACCGGACCAGAACGCAAUCCUCGUCAUGUGACCAGGAACAGCAGUCAGCCCAGGAGGAGUCACGCCAGCAUAAGAACGAGGCAGUGUUCGUUCCAGACUGUGCCCACGGAGGCCUCUACAAGCCUGUCCAGUGCCACCCCUCCACUGGGUACUGCUGGUGUGUACUGGUGGACACUGGGAGGCCCAUCCCUGGCACUUCCACCAGAUAUGAGCAGCCCAAAUGUGAUGUCAAUGCACGAGCCCACCCAACCAAACCUAAGGACCAUUACCGGAGCAGGCAUCUCCAAGGCUGUCCUGGGGCAAAGAAAACAGAGUUUUUGACAAGUGUUCUUGACGCACUGUCAACCGACAUGGUGCAUGCUGUCACAGACCCAGCAUCCGCUGGCAGGAUGCUGGAGCCAGACCCUAGUCAUACCCUGGAGGAGAGAGUGGUUCACUGGUACUUUAGCCAGCUGGACAAAAACUCCAGCGGAGACAUCGGCAAGAAAGAGAUCAAGCCCUUCAAACGCUUCCUGCGCAAGAAGUCUAAGCCCAAGAAAUGUGUGAAAAAGUUUGUGGAGUACUGUGACAUCAGCAACGACAAGGCCCUGUCACUGCAAGAGCUAAUGGGAUGUCUGGGCGUCACCAAGGAAGAAGGGACAAAAACAAGUGAAGGUGUAUCCUCAAGUAAAAUGAAUCUGUCAAAGAAGCAAGGCUAAGGCAACAACACAGAUUUUGUCUCCCCAUCCUCUGGAGAUUCUGCCCUUAUCAAUCGGCAAUGGAAAGCAUAGUAUUUGCACUUUGUACUUUAAAGAAAUGUAAAUUCACUUUGUAGAAUUAAGGUAUUUAAACAGACUGCUGAAUAUGUGAAUUAUGUAGUUAGCUUUUUUAUGUCCUUACAAAAAUAAUUUAACACAUGCAAUGUAUGUGUCUUGUGUGUCUAAAAAUACUUUUCAAGAGUUGUAUAAGUUGUUAGUUUUGUGUCACUCCUGUUGUUUUUCUUUGUUCUGUUAUAGAUAUUAAUGCUGAUAUAUCGAUAUUUUGUGACGUGGCUGAAACCUUAACUUACGCUUGUCCACAUCUCUUACUCACUGAGCUAUAGCACCCCCACUGACGCUUUGUACAGCUGCUUGUCUUAAACAUGGAUUGUCAUCAAAUCAAAUUGUAAAAAAAUGUAUUCAUGUUUAUUAGAAAUAAAUAACUCUUUUAUACAUUG
This is a messenger RNA of Osmerus eperlanus (European smelt), 2124 nucleotides long. It is a transcript of the gene smoc2, whose product is annotated as SPARC related modular calcium binding 2. Gene Ontology annotation, molecular function: calcium ion binding; protein binding; extracellular matrix binding. The record is from RefSeq and is a predicted model, not a curated record. The transcript is spliced from 13 exons. NCBI's taxonomy places the organism in Eukaryota, Metazoa, Chordata, Actinopteri, Osmeriformes, Osmeridae. Gene Ontology annotation, cellular component: basement membrane. Bases 299 to 1627 code for a protein of 442 amino acids. Gene Ontology annotation, biological process: extracellular matrix organization.